Messenger RNA from Phycodurus eques (leafy seadragon), 5087 nucleotides. RefSeq names its product gastrula zinc finger protein XlCGF57.1-like. Gene Ontology annotation, biological process: regulation of transcription by RNA polymerase II. Gene Ontology annotation, molecular function: RNA polymerase II transcription regulatory region sequence-specific DNA binding; DNA-binding transcription factor activity, RNA polymerase II-specific. The record is from RefSeq and is a predicted model, not a curated record. NCBI's taxonomy places the organism in Eukaryota, Metazoa, Chordata, Actinopteri, Syngnathiformes, Syngnathidae. The transcript is spliced from 3 exons. The coding region runs from base 442 to 2115 and encodes 557 amino acids. Gene Ontology annotation, cellular component: nucleus.
UCGCUUGAAAUAGUUCCGCCCCCAAAGGAUCAUGGGUAAUACGGCUCCUUUCACAUCUCGCGGUACGCGGCGAAGGCUCGAAUGCGCUUCAGUAAAUCUUGCCGAAUUCGGGAGCGAAUGUUGGGAAUCCUCGACGCUUGACGCCCCCGAUCACGACUUCAGUGGACGAAAACAGCAUUCGUGCCAUCUUCGCGUCCGGUUGGAGUCGUCUGGUGCACGUGGAAGCUUCUCGGCCUAGCCUAGCCUAGCCUAGCCUAGCCUAGCCUAGCUUCGCUUCACUUGAGAACAAAGAGACGCGUUUGUGAUCAACACUUCGCCGAAGCAGAGAUCAAGCGGGACUAAAGUGUUCUUCUUUCCGCCACCUACUAGUCCGAUUAUCACUUGCUUUUGUUCCUCAUCCCUCCGACGUCGAGCGAAAAGUGUCGCGAUCGCCGUGCGAAAAUGCGUGCGAGGAGGACAGCGGAGCACGACGAAGAACCUUGGGCCCCGAAAGAGGAGAAGGAGCCACGAGGUCAACGACCGGACGCCGCGUUCGAUCUGCGGCCUCCAACUGUGCCACGCGGCGCAGAUAUCACUGAAGAUCUUCGUACUGAGAGGCAGGGUCCAGACCCCCCUCACAUUAAAGAGGAAGUGGAGGCCGAAGCGGUCCACCACAUCAAAGAGGAAGUGGAGCCCAUUUCGAUUAAAAAAGAGGAGGAAGAAACAUGCCCCCACAUCAAAAAGGAAGAGGAGGAGAUCGCCACCAAGUUUCCAUCGACCGGUGUCCCUUUGAAGAGUGAAGCUGAAGGUCACAGUGAGGAGACCGGAGGGGCGGAGCCUCCGAGCACCAGCUCAAGUCAACACAUGACACCAGAAGGUGACGGAGACCACUGUGGAGGUUCACGAGCAGACGGACUCUUAGCGCCACUGUCAGAUAGUGACGACACGACGUCACACUCUCCUCGCACCGAUGAUGAUGGUCACACCGAAAACAAACGAUGGAAAUGUUCUCAGUGUGGGAAAACACUUGCCAAUAAGAGCAUUUUGAAACAACACGUGCGAACGCACACUGGAGAAAAACGUUUUUCCUGCUCAGUUUGCGGCAAAAGAUUCACUCAGAAAGGAAGUUUAAAAAAACACACAAUAACCCACACUGGUGAGAAACCGUUUUCCUGUUCAGUUUGUGGUCAAAGAUUCAAUCAGAGGGGAAACUUAAAAAAACACACAAUAACCCACAGUGGUGAGAAACCCUUUUCCUGCUCGGUUUGUGGUCAAAGAUUCUCUGUCAAGGGAAAAUUACAAAUACACACGAGAACCCACACUGGUGAGAAACCUUUUUCCUGCUCGGUUUGCGGUCAAAGAUUCUCUGUGAAGGGAAACCUAAGAAGUCACACACGAACCCACACUGGAGAGAAACCUUUUUCUUGCACAGUUUGUGGUCAAAGAUUCUCUGAAAAGGGAAGUUUAAAAAUACACACAAGAACCCACACGGGUGAGAAACCUUUUUCCUGCGCAGUUUGUGGCCAAAGAUUCUCUGUGAGGGGACACUUGACAAGACACACCAAAACCCACACUGGUGAGAAACCGUUUUCCUGCUCAGUUUGUGAUCAACGAUUCACUCAGAAAGGAAACUUAAGCUGUCACACAAGAAGACACACUGGCGAGAAACCUUUUUCCUGCUCAGAUUGUGGCCAAAGAUUCUCUGAGAAGGGAAACUUAAAAAAACACACAAGAACCCACACGGGUGAGAAACCGUUUUCCUGCUCGGUUUGUGGUCAAAGCUUCUCUGAAAAGGGAAGUUUGACAAUGCACACAAGAACGCACACUGGUGAGAAACCUUUUUCCUGCAAAGUUUGCGGGCAACGAUUUUAUGAAAAGGGACACUUGAUAAGACACCGAAAAACCCACACUGGUGAGAAACCGUUUUCCUGCGCAGUUUGUGGUCAAAGAUUCUCUGAAAAGGGAAAUUUAAUAACGCACACAAGAACGCACACUGGUGAGAAACACUUUUCCUGCGCUGUUUGUGGCCAAAGAUUCUCCUACAAGUAUCAGGUUAAGGCACACAAGUGUGCCGGUGAGAAGAGCAGUGAUCAAGAUGCUUUGAAUGAAAAUGUAAAUGUUUCAUCUCAAAAGUAAUUCCUAUGUUACUGACUUACACAAAUCGACAUUCUUGUGUUCUUUGUGCCAGCUUUUAUGGUAUCUAUCUUCUCGGUGCCAAGAUACUUGAAAGGGACAAGGUCAAGGUGGGAACAUGGGCACUUAUUCCGUAGUGCUGGACUCCAAAACGUCGACAGAAAAACACUCCGUAGUCGUUUUAGAAUCGUUGAACGAUGAAAUGUUUGAUUUUCAGCCAGAUUGUGUCCCAUUUUGGACCCUGUCGGCCUGUCACAGUCCGACACGUAACAGGCAGGAGAAACGACAGCCACGCCGUCCCGCAUCAAGUCAUCCUUGCAGAUUCAGUUCCUCACACGCCAGCUCCACUUUGAAUUUAUGCACCACAAGUGUAUCGUAUUAUGUGUGUACGUGUCGAUCAAAUGUAUGUGGAGAUCACACAGGCGUUUCUGUUAACUGUAGCCCAGUUCAGGCGCUUCCCACAUUGUCGUCAUGUCGAUUGCACUUUUAUUUCUUGAAUAACAGAUACCAAUUCUAGAAAGAUUCCGAUUUGAACCCUGGGGUUACGGUUAGAGCAGACCCUGGGCGAUUAUUUUGCCAUGAAAAAUCUGAAACUUGAAAUCGGGCUUCGCCCCGUGUGGAGUUUGGUCAGGAUUAUUCUGUAAAUCUACAGAUACUUGCGCCACACAGAGACUGGAGACAAAGAACACAACCUGAAUCAGGAAAGGGGGAAGCCGUCGCUCUCUCAGCGCUCCAAAGUCUCCCGACGUCGCCUUCCCCUUUGCUCCGUUUAGAACAGCUCGAGUAGGCGGUUUCACAUUCCAUGACCUUUUCUGGACUUGUUGGUGUGGAGAUGUGGUCCGUGUCUGGAUGUGUGUCUCUCACUCAUCAUUUUGUUCUUUCUCCCCAAUUGGCAGGGAGUUGUCCGCACACCCAAUAGAAUCCAUCCAUUGCAAAAGUGGAUGACUAUGGUCAGGUGUAUACUCACAGGUUCUCCAGGUUACAUACAGCUUUUUCCUCUUCUAUGUAUCGACCGCUUAUGUAUCCCCGUUUCGAGCCAAUCUCCCCGGUGGACGUCUUUUUGCGAGAAACGGGUAUCGGGCUGUUCUCACAUUGGCAUUCUUCGAAAGCUCCUAAAAAUAGCCUUCCGCUUGUGGCAUAACAAUCAGUACAUUUGGUUUUGUCUGGGAGAUGUAGAUGGUCAGCCAUCGGGCCUGAGUCGUUAAUCUUUUUAAAUGUAAACAUUGUACCACAUCCUCAGAAUCGUCUUUAUUUGCCAGGUAUGUCCAAAAAACACACAAGGAGUUUGUCUCCGGUAGUUGGAGCCGCUUUAGUAUGACAACAAGACAGUCAAUUGACAGAGAACACUUUGGAGACAGAAAGACACUGACAAAAAAAAAACAGUCACUGAGCAGUAAAGGGUUGCUAGUUAUCUGGUAAGACGCAGAGUCCUCUAGCACUUAGAGCAGUUCGAAAGACUAAUAUUGCAAGAGUCCGGUGCAAUGACCGUUGUGCAAAGGGCGCCGAGACUUCAGGCGAGUAGUGCGAUAAUCUGGGACAUUGUCGAUUGUGCAAAUGUUGCCGAAUUUGAAGGAAAGUCUCAUUUUUCCAGCUAUGAGCUCUAAGUCAUUCUUCCUUUUUAUAGCAAAAAUCAACUAGACGUGGACGUCGAGUAGUUCAGUGACACUAUUUCCGUUCUUGUAUGGCUCGAGGAGAUUGGCAUUCUGGUACAAACGUAACCCUUCGACUCGUUGUUUACCUUCCCAAUCAUUGAAGCGUACCUGCGCCGUGUGUUCGUUCAGUCGAUAUGUGAGGACGUCAUGAUGUUCAUUUGACCCAAAUCGUCAUCUUCGAACAACAACAUCAAGAGCGUUUUCUUCCCUCCCAUGCUAAAACCAUACCCGUGGUGGAAUCAUUAACACCGCGCACACACAACAAUGCGAUACGUAAUAUUGCUCUCGGCGUUUCAAUUCCUGGCUUCCUCUUCCUGCGCUUUGUGGACGAUAUGAACAUUGGCACUUUUUAACUGGAUGUCUGAAUGUAGUCCUGUUUUCUCAACUAUGAUUGACAAAAUGACUUCCGUUGUCACUCCGAAAGAUUUGCGGUAUGCCAUGCUGGGGCACGAUAUAUUCAUACAAUGCCUUAGCCACAGUAAUAGCAUCUGGGUGAUUUGCUGGAACAAUUUCAAACCCAUUUUGAAAACACAUCCAUCAGAACUCGGCAAUAUUUGUAUUGUCCUACUUUAUUCACUUCAAUAAAAUCCAUAUGCACCAGUUGAAAAGGAGCCAUACUUCCUUUUAGCGAUGCACGUGUUUUCUCCAAUGUUUUACUGAUGUCAAUAUCAAACAAGUGAAUGAUUGAUUAAAAUAAGACUGUCAAGAAACGAACUUUUGGUGGUAAACGGUAAAGUGUAUUUGUGAUCCUUAAUAAAAUGCGCUUCUUCAAACAGCGAGACGAACUCAAUUCUCCCCGUUGAAAGGAAGUCAAAUGCCUUGAAAGUGGCACGAAGCAGGCCCAAAAAAUGGCAAGUCGAUGCGACACACCACAGAGAAGAGCAAUGGUAACAUGCCUGGCAAAUUGGAAUGCGCCAAACAAAUGGCAAAGUACUUCAAGUCCGGUUUCAAAACGGAACAUAAGCACAGCGAACUCACGAGUGAGAAACGACGAAACACGAGAGCUGCUUGUCAAGCGGCGGCGCGCCGGGCGACAUCCCGGCCACGGCCCCAGAUAACCGCGGCUCUGCCUUCGUCCACGUCUCCCGGUGUUGAGAGCGGGUCCGUCUUGAUUCUCCUUCACUGCUGCACAGCUCUUCGAUUUGAUUCAAUUUGGUGAGUGCAGAAAAAAAGAGCACAUUCACACGUCCUAACAUACUGCUGUCAUUUGAACCCCUCUGCGAUUCAUCCAAAUUGGACCUACGAAACGUCAACCCCCUCAUCCGUAUCCGAGGGGGGGGGAUGAAUGGAAGACCGCUUUCGAUACCCCCCCCCCCCCCCCCC